AUGGUUCCUCCUGGUUCCACAAGAAGGCGAAACGAAAGUACUGGUGUAAAGGAAUCUAAUAAAUCUAUUGGUGACUUUGAAAUCGUCAAAACCCUUGGUCAUGGUAGCUUUGGUAAAGUUAAACUUGCUAGACAUAAGCUCACUCGACUUCAUGUGGCAAUGAAAUUCUUAUCCAAAAAGAAAAUUCUUACUCAAGAAAUGAGAGAUCGUGUUAAACGCGAGAUUGAAUAUUUAAGUUUUCUUCGACACCCGCAUAUCAUCAAGCUGUAUGAUGUUAUUCAAGAUAACACGGAUAUUGUGAUGGUGAUCGAAUAUCUCAAAGGCGAAUUGUUUGAUUACAUAGUUCAAGUCGGGAAGAUGCCAGAGCAAGACGCUCGUCGGUUUUUCCAGCAGAUCAUCUGCGCAGUUGAGUAUUGCCAUAUCCACAACAUCGUCCAUCGUGAUCUUAAGCCUGAAAACCUCCUACUCGAUCAUAAUCUCAAUGUCAAGAUUGCCGAUUUCGGACUUUCAAAUAUCAUGAGGGAUGGUGACUUCCUCAAGACUAGUUGCGGUAGCCCUAACUAUGCUGCACCCGAAGUGAUCAGUGGAAAGCUUUAUGCCGGACCAGAAAUCGACAUUUGGUCAUGCGGCGUGAUCUUGUUUGUGAUGCUUUGUGGACGGUUACCAUUCGAUGAUGAUCAUAUCCCCAUGUUAUUCAAGAAAAUCAAUAGUGGUUUAUAUUCUCUCCCUCCUCAUCUUUCACCUGGGGCUAGACAUUUGCUCAGCCGGAUGUUAGUAGUAGAUGUCAACAAACGUAUUACAAUUCCCGAGAUACGAAAGCUUGACUGGUUCAACGAGGACCUGCCCGAAUAUCUCAAGCGCGACAAUCGUCCCGCAAAUACAAGCCCCGAUGAAUCUCGCAAAAGCAGUGUAUCUGAAUCUGUAGAACCGGCACCUUCACCUUGCCAUGACUUCGAGGACUCGGCCUCUAGUGAUUCGAAUGAGAUACAUAUUCCUGGUCUCGGAAUUUUAGAUCCCAGACUUGCUCGUGAUUAUCGACGAAUGAAAGAAGGAACUACUCAUCUUGAUGAAUUUCCAUCUGAGUCAUCCGUUACUCGAUCAAGCUCAUUGAAAACCCGAAACCUUUCCUCAUCCACCGGCCAUGGAAAUGUAACCAACACUUCACCUGAAAUCCUCCUCAACCAGCCCUUGGAGGAACCUGAAAUAGUACCAUCAUUCAUCAGAGUCUUACCCCACACUUUGCCCAAUUUCGAAUCCACUUCCGAUCAGGCGGGAGGAUUGAGUAGACUUCGUCAGAGGACGAAAUGGCAUUUUGGGAUUCGAUCAAAAUCACCACCUAUGACAGUGAUGUUAGAAAUCUAUCGGACACUUCAAACUUUGGGGUUUGAAUUCAAACGUAAAGAAAACGACCUUCCACCGGAUCUGUAUUUUAUUGAGACUCGAUGCCGGCUCGACGAUGUAAUGGUUCGAAUGGAUCUACAAUUAUACCAAAUCGAAGUUAAUAAUUACUUAGUGGAUUUUCGAAAUCUAGGAUAUAAAUUGAUUCGACCAACAGAUCGGGGAGAUUCUGAUUCUCAACAGCAAUAUGAAUACUUACAAGAAGAAAGAAAAGGAGCUGCUUCUAGUCCAUUUCUUUUUUUAGAAUGUGCUUGUAGAUUGAUAGUCGAAUUAGCAGUUGGGCCACCUGAUUCAUGA
Melampsora larici-populina 98AG31 is the source of this 1695-nucleotide messenger RNA. RefSeq lists its product as uncharacterized. Gene Ontology annotation, cellular component: cytoplasm. Gene Ontology annotation, molecular function: ATP binding; protein serine/threonine kinase activity. The record is from RefSeq and is a predicted model, not a curated record. The transcript has 11 exons. Gene Ontology annotation, biological process: intracellular signal transduction; protein phosphorylation. The coding region runs from base 1 to 1695 and encodes 564 amino acids. NCBI's taxonomy places the organism in Eukaryota, Fungi, Basidiomycota, Pucciniomycetes, Pucciniales, Melampsoraceae.